Molecule: messenger RNA, 567 nt
Organism: Didymodactylos carnosus
Lineage: Eukaryota; Metazoa; Rotifera; Eurotatoria; Philodinida; Philodinidae
Source: the annotation of a GenBank genome assembly
AUGAGUGUCUGUCUGCUUACUUAUGUAAAAGGCUUAGAACAUAAAGAUUCUCUGGUAGGUGUUAGUGAAGUACCGAAAUUCGUUAUUCGUGGUAAUCAAUUAACAAUAAACUAUGUUGAUGAAACUGACAAUGGAAAAUAUACAUGUCAUGCAUAUAAUGAUUAUGAUAAACGAGGACAAAAAGCGGAAUAUAUUCUAUUAUUGUCUACAAAUGGAGUCCACGUUGAUACAUCACAAUUUGAACAAAAUAAGUUGAUCGAACUUCGCUUCGAUCCAUUGAGACGUGAACAUUUUGGAAGUUAUUCGUGUAUGGCAAAAAACAUGGUCGAUACGACGUUUGUUAUUGCCAUUGCACCAAUUUAUGUUGGUCCAAAUACUCAAGUUGUAUCGUCAGUUUCAGACUAUCGAGCGCCCGUCAUCCAAUGGAUAAAAAUGACACGUAGUGUUCAACAGCCCGAAAGUCGAACAUUAGCAUCCGAUAUUGAUCAAGGUGUAAGCGAUAUCUCAACAAAACAAAUUGGACCAACAUUAUGGGAAACAACUCUCUCGGUAAAAGCAUUCAAUUAA